AUGUGGCGAAGAACACUGAUUGCCCGGAGAAUAGUGGAGGAAUUGGGGCAAACGCAAUUGUUGGUGGAAUCGCUGAAGAGAUACGAGGAUCGCUUGGAUCUGAAGACUCCGGACAGAAGAGAGUGGACCUUCCUGAACUCCUUCAACUAUGCCUAUAGUCUACUCCUCACCUUGGGACACGGAUAUAAAAUUCCAGAAACCACUGGAGGACAGAUAUUUGCCCUCAUAUAUUCCCUACUUGGAGUCCCCCUCUUCUUUGGUACCCUCGCCAUCACUCUGUAUCAGUGUGCCAUUCCGCUGUUGACGAGCAAAGUGUGUACACUCAAUCGCCGUUUCUUCUGCCUCCAACUGAUUCUGAUAGUCUACAUUGCAUGGAGCAUUUUGUUAGCUGUGUUCCUGUAUUACCAAGUGCACAAAGACUUUUGGGCGUCCGUUUUUACUGCAUUCCUAAGUGGAAUGACGAUUCAGGUACCUUACGCUCACAGAAUAGGAUCAAGCUGCUUCCUUAUGCUGCUCCUAGGCAGCACAGUAUCAGCUGCUAUCAUCAUCUUAGGCAUCAUCGUAGCUGUCGCAGCUUAUUGCCCUCAGACCACAGGCAGCAUUCAAGUGAAGAAGUCCGCAGUGGCAGAUGAUGGAGCCCAGCAACCACAAAAGUUUACCGUCAUUGUGGAUCAAGCCGGUGAAAGCAAACUAGCCAUGGAUGAGUAG
Molecule: messenger RNA, 708 nt
Organism: Cylicocyclus nassatus
Lineage: Eukaryota; Metazoa; Nematoda; Chromadorea; Rhabditida; Strongylidae
Source: the annotation of a GenBank genome assembly